Camelina sativa (false flax) is the source of this 597-nucleotide messenger RNA. NCBI's taxonomy places the organism in Eukaryota, Viridiplantae, Streptophyta, Magnoliopsida, Brassicales, Brassicaceae. The record is from RefSeq and is a predicted model, not a curated record.
AUGGAGAAAGAAAAAAAAUUGGUGGUUCAUGAGGAAGCGUUGGUGAACAUUUUGGCUCGUUUAUCAUUGAGGAGCCUUGCGAGAUUCAUAUCAGUGUGCAAAGAAUGGAAAUCGAUAAUCAAUUCUGAGUUUUUCCGAGAACUCUAUGAGUCACUCAACACGUCGUCGUCCUCCUCCGUGUCAUGGUCAAUCAUAAAGAGAAGGAACCAAACACUGGCGUUAGAGAUUGUAGGACACCAUGGAUGCAAGAGAUGGGGACUUACGGAUUCCCUAGGCUCUUACAUGCAUCACAAAUCCGACACACCAAUGAGGAAAACUUGUGUCUUGAGCUGCACGGAUGGAAUUGUAUUACUUUAUACCGAAACCAUCGAAGGUGCACCAAUGUAUCAUGUAGGGAACCCCUUGUUGCAACAGUGGGUUCAAAUCCCUUUUUCUCCACAUCUCACGGUUUUUGAUGUCGUGAGGUUACAGGAGAACAUUUUUUUCUGCGACAUUGGACUGGUAACAAAGAUGGAAAAGGGUAUUGUCGUGGGUUACAAGGAGAGUGGAAAACUGAAAAUGUGCAUUGUCUUCGUUCCAUGCUAUGGACUAGACUAA